This is a messenger RNA of Oryzias latipes (Japanese medaka), 4371 nucleotides long. It is a transcript of the gene tmem62, whose product is annotated as transmembrane protein 62. The record is from RefSeq and is a predicted model, not a curated record. Lineage: Eukaryota; Metazoa; Chordata; Actinopteri; Beloniformes; Adrianichthyidae. Gene Ontology annotation, molecular function: hydrolase activity.
GUUUUGCAACGUUUGUGUAGUGUUGUAUUGCAUGUGUUAAAAUAAUAAUUGACUAUUCAUUUAGCAAUUUUGUUUAGAAUGUAUUUUUUUGGUUUAAAAUUAAUAAAAUAGGCAGUUAAUAGCUAACCGGACAGGGGAAAAAAGUCAGAGUGAGAGCUCUUUCUUUUUCUGCUAUGCUCCGGUGGAGUGAUGACGUCACGCCUCCAGCUGGUCGGUGCUCUGUCAGGAAGGUAGGUGGCUAGCUGGCUGACUCGCUACCUUCGCGGUGCGCCGAAUGAACCCCGCGUCUCCACGCAUACUCCGUCGGCCGCGAUGGCAGCUCCAGAAACGAACAGACGGCUACAGGAGGAUGCUGAGGCUGUUCGGCGCGCUGGUUCUCCUGGGACUGGCUCUGGCGUGCAUCACCUCCUGGGUGCUGGACAGUUACGACACGGCUUGGCAUCCCAAGCGGAGCGUCCGGCCGCCGGCUGUCAGCGGGUCGGAAGCAUCGACUCCCCCAUACCCCAACGGGGAAUUGAGCAACAUAUUCUGGUUUAUUCAGGUUUCCGACAUUCACAUCAGUCGCUUCCUCGACCCCAGACGUACUCCAGAGUUUGAGAAGUUUUGCACAGACACCGUCAAUGCGAUCAAACCAGCUCUAGUGCUUGCAACAGGAGAUCUGACAGACGCUAAAACGGAGAACAACGUGGGAUCCGACCAGCAUGAGGUGGAGUGGCAAGCCUACCACGGCGUGCUGAAGAGGUCGCGCGUGAUGGAGCGCACCAAGUGGAUCGACAUUCGCGGGAAUCACGAUGCUUUCAAUAUUUUUUCCUUGGACAGUAUAAACAAUUAUUACAGGAAAUAUUCAGCGAAUCAGAAAAUGGGUUCCUUCCACUACAUUCACCAAACUCCUUUUGGCAACUAUUCCUUUGUGUGUGUGGAUGCCACCCUGACCCCGGGUCCCAAGAGACCCUUUAACUUCUUCGGUAUUCUCAACCAGACUCAGAUGAACUUGCUGGACACGUUCAGAGCCGAGAGCCAAAGAAGCAACCAGUCGAUCUGGUUUGGCCACUACACCACCUCCACCAUCGUCUCCCCGUCUCCGGGAGUUAGGCACCUGAUGAGCUCUGCAGUUGCAUAUCUGUGUGGCCACCUGCACACCCUUGGCGGGAUGAUGCCCGUCCUGCACAGCCGACACCCUCACGGCACUCUGGAGCUGGAGCUGGGCGACUGGAUGGACAACCGCAGGUACAGAGUUCUGGCCUUUGACCACGACCUGCUGAGCUUCUCUGACCUGCGGUUUGAGCGCUGGCCCGCAGUGCUCAUUACAAACCCUAAGGAUGCUCAGUACCUGCACCCCGGGUUGGAGCCUUUAGGACGAAUGCGGAAAUCGACGCACAUCAGGAUCUUAGCCUUCUCAGAGGCCUCCAUCACUGCAGUGCACGUGAGCAUCGAUGGAGAGCCUGUGGGCAGGGCCAACUCCGCCGGGGGUCCUCUCUAUGUCCUGCCGUGGGACCCGUCUCUUUACCUAGCUGGACUGCACACCAUCAGAGUCACCGUGGAGGAUUCUGCAGGCCGCUCGUCGGAGCUGGAGCAGCUCUUCACUCUGGAGGACGGUUUGACCGUCAGCUUCUCCUUCCCUCAGUCCUUCAUCCUCCUCACAGACCACUACAUCGUGGGCCGGUUUGCCUUCGUGUUUACGGUCCUGCUGAACGUCUGCGUGCUCCUGGCCUUCAGGUUCCUGCGAUUUCCCGCUGGUAGAGGACUCCCCUCUCAGAUCUGUUUGUCGCUCCAUCUCGUCAGUAAAAUCAAUACCUUCUUCUACUCUCUGCUGCUGUUCAACCUGUGCACAGCUUUGGGUCCAUGGUUCUUCGGAGAGCUGGUUGAUGGCCACAGCGGCGCCUGUUUCGCUUUUGGCGUGUUCAUCGAUGGACAUUUCCUGGAAGGAAGCCGCACUUACAUCGUUGGAGUUAUUCAAGUGCUUUCCUUCAACAUGCCCCUCACCUCUUACCUGUGCUGGUGCCUCCACCACCGUUACCGUGGCAACACCUUCCGGUCCCACUUCCAGCGUUCGGGUCUCCGCUGUUGGACGCUGGUGCUCCACCUGUUCGUGCUGCUCCUGCUCACCUGGCAGGCUCACUCCUGCUACUUCCUCCUGGAGACCUACGGCCUCCUGGCGUUUUUGAUGUCUCCCAUACACACCUGGGCCCUGCUGCUCAGCCUGCUAUUGGUCUACCGCGCCUGGACAGGCCCCGCCCCUCUCAUUUGUGGCAACAGCAGGAGCGCCUCUCGCUCCUGACAGCAGAAACUGCGGCUUACAGCCAGAAUCGCCCCCUGAAGGCCUCUCCACAAAGCAUUCUGCAGCUUGUUUCUCCACUUUGAAGAACUGGACCCCCCCCUCCCACCACAACCAUCCCACUUCUUCCUCCUCCCUCCCUUCACAUCCUCUUCCUAGAUCUUAUUGUUUAUAUGCAUGUUUUUGUGGAGCACAUCAUACAGAUGUGUUCAGUGUAAAUGGCAGCCUGGAUGCAUUAGGAGUAAAAUGGGAAAUUCUAGCGCUGUGGGGAUUGGUGUGUGUGUGUGUUGGGGGGGGGGGGGGGGGGGUGAUGCUGCUGUGACUGCGUCAACUGCAGUUAUUUGUUUGACAUGAAGCACUUUUUCUGGAAGUGUUGCCUUGGUAAAACGCCACUUCACCACUGCCAAAGGACGACCACUUAGAUUGAGCUUUUUUCCUUUUUGAAAAAUAACUUUUGUUUUUAUAAUCGAGGCUGGGCGUGCCAAAAUGUCCUCGUGUUUACGUUCCCAGAAAUAUAACCGUCGGAUAACCUGUCUGAAGAUCCACUCCGAUCAUCUUUGGAUCUAUUUGCAAAGCCGGUGGGCUUUUGAUCACGAUGAUGCAGUUUUAGCUAAAACCAAACAACCUGUGUGGUUUUCCAGGACAUAGUUGCUGCAGAGCAGCAGGAUUUGAUCAGAAAUUUGCUUCCGAGUUGUGGCUAGGAGCGUUGGCGUGGAUCAAUCCCGCCCCCUCUUCCCAUCACCCACUGCAAAGCAGACCUGGGCAGGGAGCCUUUUUAUUUUUUUUUUAUCUGCUCCUGAUUCACAACAUUUUGGAUAAAGAAAUAAUCAGAAAUGCAAUUUUAAGCUGAAUUUUCUUCAAAUAUGUCAUCAAUCUUCCAAAAAAAAGCUACAAGAUCACGUUAAAUAAUCGGAGUGGGUCUUUAGAUACUUUGAUGAAACUGUUUUUGUCUUUUUUUAAAUCCCUCACAGCUGCAGGAUGUAGCUGUGCGGAAAAAGAUCCUUUUCUUUUCUAAUCGAUGCCAGCGCCAACAUCUGCAGCUCUUCUCUCUGAAACGAGCGUAUUCUGAACUCGGAGGGCAGCUCGGCCUCCACAUCCUUUACGAAGAAAGCAGCUGCUUGUUUCUCAGGAAUGUCAGCACUUGAUCAGAAACCGAUCCCCGUGGGGUUUUUGUUCCUAAUUGUCUUGUAAUCGAAGUGGGGAAAAUGUGAUAAACCACGUCAACUGUGUUUUAUUUAUUCCUAAUGGUUGUGUUUCUUUUCCCUUUAGGUGACGUAUUUGCACUGCAGGCGGGGUUUGGUUGCGUUUCCUUUGAAAAACACAAGUGUUCCUUCGUGUUGGGGGUUUGAUUUCAGUGAAAAGUCGUCCGAUUUGUUGCCAACGUGGUUUCCUCGUUUUGUGAAGGUGUGGAAGCAGUAAACCGUCUGUUUGCACUGUAAUUCAGUCUUUUCUAGAAUGUGGUCACGAUUGCCUUGAUUUCACUGAGACCGCUGUGAAAAGACAAACGAUGAUCAGCUUCUUGAUGGAUAAAUGUUUUAAAUGGAAUUGCAUUAAAUAUUUCUAUUCUCUCCAGCAUGAAUGGAAAAUAACUGCUCAGAGCUUCACUAAAACAUACAGUUUAAAACUCAAAUUACAGCUCUCUAUCCAACAGUGGAUUAUCACGCCAAACAGAAUCUGUUACUGUGGCAUAAAACUGCACAUUUUUACCUUGAAUAUUUUGAAUUCUCGUUCAUGAAAUUGUUCAGACGGAGCCAGUAUGGGUGGAAACUGUAUUUUAGAAAGUCAGUUCCACCUGAAAAUAUUGCAUGAUUUUUAUUUUAUUCCUCGUCAUCAGUGAAAUACAAAACAUUGUCCAGACAGGGUUGACUUUGUAAAUGAGUAUUCUGUACUUUGCACUGGUUGUUCAAAUGAAUUAACAAAAAAAAAUAUAUAUAUAUAGUUUUAUGACCGUCACUUCCAACAUUCAGACAGGAGGGUUUUACAUCAUCCACCAAAUUUCACAUUUAUAAUUGUGAAUCUAAAUUUGGAAAUCAAUCAAAACUGUAUUUUAAUAAUGGUUUCUAUUGCUGUGGAAUAAAGAUGUUGAUUACAGUAAA